Molecule: messenger RNA, 1992 nt
Organism: Penicillium nucicola
Lineage: Eukaryota; Fungi; Ascomycota; Eurotiomycetes; Eurotiales; Aspergillaceae
Exons: 6
Coding region: 1-1992 (663 amino acids)
Biological process (GO): proteolysis
Molecular function (GO): serine-type peptidase activity
Source: RefSeq, a predicted model, not a curated record
AUGCAUCUAAAAACUGUCUCAACAGUCGCGUGGGCUGUUGUUAGUGCCGCGAAGAUUACAGAUGUUGAGCCGUGUGCGCAGGUUAGCCAGUUGGUAGCUGAUGCCAACCAAAACAAAAUUAAUGCCAUUGUGCCUCAUGAUCUGGCUCAUCAGUGUUUACUGUCGAUGCCCUUUGACUCGGAUCGUGCCCUUAAUUUCCUGAAUCAGGUCCGCAAGAUCCUCGAGUUUCAGUCAACCAUUGAUAUUCUGAAAAAUCCCCCGUCCGGAUAUACUAUGUCUUCCACGGAUAUCAUCGCCAGAAUGGACACAAUUCUGGCCAAGGCAAAGGGAAAUGGCUUUUCUAGUCAAUUCGACAUGGACCUCGAGGUGAAUAAUGUCAUAAAAUCUGCACAUGAUGGACAUCUUGCAUUCCAGCUAUGUUCACAAUCCAUCUUCACCUAUGGACUAGACCUGCCCCUGGUAUCAAUCUCAACAGAUGGUCUUGCCCUUCCGCAAGUUUACACUUUAAACGAUGCCAAGUUACUGGAGACAAAUUCAAAAGCUGUCUCGCCUCUGAAAUCUAUCAACGGCACCGAUGCAGCCAAGUUCCUAGAAUCAUAUGCCAGCGGGCAGAGUCUCCAAGACCGUGAUGCACAGUAUAACCGAGUGUUCCCUGCACUGGCCCGCAGUGUUACCAAUACUCCCACCGACGCCAACGGAAUCUGGGCCUCUAUCGGCGACUGGACUGAUGGCGCCGAGCUGUCUCUCAAAUUCGCCAAUGGAACAGAAAAGACAGUGCAGAAGACGGCCACACCAAGCGAGCGCUUCUUCGCCUAUGAUGAUGGAACCCAUCUCUGGAACACCGAGUGUAUUCCUCGGGACCUGUCCACGCCCUUGAGUUCAUCCUCCGGUGCAGAGAAAGCAUCAGAAGUACCAGGACUCCCCAGUACCAACUGGCGCACCUCGGCCAAUUCAAUUGCAGGAUAUUUUUCCAACGUCACAGAUCUGCAGGACACGGCAAUCAUCUUCCUACCUACAUUUUCAUCGAGUGCAUCAGAGGUCGCCAAGGUUGCCAUCGAUUUCCUGCAGAAUGCCACAGCGGCCGGGAAGAAGAACGUGCUCAUUGACGUCUCUGCCAAUCCAGGUGGAUACAUGUCCAUCGGUAUCGACUUCUCUCGUAUCUUCUUCCCCGAAGCUACCCCAUACACAGCGACGCGCUUCCGGGCACACGAUGCCGCGAAGUACCUCACUAAAGCAUACUCGAGGGAUACAUCUACCGAUUCGAGUAACGUCUUCGCGUAUAGGCAGAUGGUUCAGCCAAACCAGAAGACAGAUUUCAGCUCUUGGGAGGAUCUUUAUGGCCCGCAUGAUAUUCUUGGGAGUUCGGCUUCUAGUCUAUUCGCUAACUUCAACUACACGUCAACAUCUUCGGAUGUCUUUCCCAUCAAUGGAUAUGGUUCUGUUCCGUUGAAGCCGAGCAAAUCAUUGUUCCCAGCGGAGAAUAUCGCUAUCAUCACGGAUGGCGAUUGCGUCUCAACUUGUGCAUUCUUCGUCAAAUUAAUGAAACGUCAAGGUGUGCGCACUGUCACAUUCGGCGGCCGUCCCCAAAAGGGACCUAUGCAAGGUGUUGGCGGCGUAAAGGGCGGCCAAUCGCUCGGAAUAAACUAUAUCAAUGGUUACAUCCAGCAAGUGAACCAGCUGAUUAGUGAAUCGAUGAAUACUUCAUCGCCAUUGUUGACGGCGUCCGAGUGGAAGGCUUUCAAUGCCUCAAGUCCCAGUACUAAGGCGACACUUUCUUGGAGUGGGAAUUUGAAUCUCAGAAAUGAGUAUGAUCCCGAGGACGGGGAGACUCCGUUGCAGUUUGUUUAUGAGGCUGCUGAGUGUCGCCUCUUUUACACUUUGGAUAAUUAUUUAGAGCGGGAAACCGUUUGGCAGGCUGCUGCGAAGGCUAUGUUUGGAGGUGGAAGUUGUGUGGAGGGUUCGACUCAAGCUAAGGGGAGUCUGGAUGCUUGA